AUUUAAUUGGCAAAAGAAGAGGCAAAGAUGCUUCCAGUCUUUGGCAAUAAGAGCCAGAAAAUAAAGGGCACAGUGGUGUUGUUGCCCAAAAGUGCUCUUGACUUCAACGCCGUCACUUCAAUUGGUAGUGGCGGUGUUGGUGACGCUGCUGACAAUGCUACUGCUUUCAUAGGAAACAGCGUUUCCAUGAAGUUGAUCAGUGCUACCAAAGCAGAUUCAAAUGGAAAUGGGAUAGUUGGAAAAGAAGCGUAUUUGGAGAAACACCUUCCGACGUCGCCAAAGUUGGGAGCAAGACAGGAAUACAGUGUUUAUUUUGAAUGGCAUGCUGAUUUUGGAAUUCCAGGAGCAUUUUACAUUAAGAAUUAUAUGACCGAUGAGUUCUUCCUCGUCAGUGUCACUCUUGACGACAUUCCAAACCAUGAAACCAUUCAAUUUGUUUGUAAAUCAUGGAUUUACAACUAUAAUUAUUACAACAAGGAUCGCAUCUUCUUCGACAAUAACACAUAUCUUCCAAGUGAAACACCAUCUCCUUUAGUUAAGUACAAGGAAGAAGAGUUGCAAAAUUUAAGAGGAGAUGGGACUGGAAAGCGCAAGGAAUAUGAAAGGAUCUAUGAUUAUGCUCUGUAUAACGAUUUGGGCGAUCCAGAUAAUGGUAAUGCUCGCCCAAUCCUUGGAGGGUCUAGCACUCAUCCUUACCCUCGCAGGGUUAGAACCGGUAGAGAACCCACAAAGACAGAUCCUAACAGUGAGCAACGUGGCGAGAUUUAUGUUCCAAGAGAUGAAAAUUUGGGUCACUUCAACCCAUCAGAUUUUCUCACCUAUGGAAUAAAAUCUUUAUCAGAGGACAUCCUACCUAUGAUCCAAUCUGUGAAUUUUGACUUAGACUCAUCCAAUGAGUUUCGUAGCUUCGAUGAAGUGUAUCAACUCUAUGAAGAUGGAAUUAAGCUGUCAACAAAUAGAAUUAGCCAAAUUAGCUCAUUACCAGUCCUCAGCGAAAUCUUCAGCACUGAUGGUGAAAAUGCCAAAUUUCCACUACCCCAUGUAAUCAGAGUUAGCAAGUCUGCUUGGAUGACUGAUGAUGAAUUUGCGAGGGAGAUGGUUGCUGGCUUAAAUCCUUGUGUAAUUCGCCGUCUUCAAGAGUUCCCCCCACGAAGCACUCUAGAUCCCACACUCUACGGUGAUCAAACUAGCACAAUAACAAAAGAACAGUUGGAGAUUAAUAUGGGUGGGGUCACGGUGGAUCAGGCAAUUGGUAGUUUGAGAUUAUUCAUAUUAGAUUACCAAGAUGCAUUCAUGCCAUUUUUGACGGACAUCAACAAACUACCUUCUACAAAGGCUUAUGCCACAAGGACAAUCUUCUUCUUGAAAGAGGAUGGGACUUUGAAACCACUUGCUAUCGAAUUAAGUAAGCCACAUCCAAAUGGAGUUCAAUUUGGUGCUGAGAGUAUAGUGGUGUUGCCUGCUAACGAGGGUGAUAAAAGAACAAUUUGGCUAUUAGCUAAGGCUCAUGUUAUUGUAAAUGACUCUGGCUAUCAUCAGCUCAUGAGCCAUUGGUUAAAGACUCAUGCAGUGAUGGAGCCAUUUGUCAUAGCAACACAUAGGAAUCUCAGUGUACUUCACCCUAUUUAUAAGCUUCUAUUUCCUCACUGUCGAGGCACCAUAAGUAUCAAUGCCCGCGCUAGGGCAUCACUGAUUAAUGCAGGUGGCGUUAUAGAAGCAACAUUUUUUUCUGGACCGACCUCUAUGGAGAUGUCUUCGGCUGUUUACAAGGAUUGGGUUUUCACUGACCAAGCAUUACCAGCUGAUCUUAUCAAGAGAGGAUUGGCAGUUGAGGAUCCCACUGCCCCACAUGGCCUUCGUCUUUUAAUUGAAGACUACCCUUAUGCUGUUGAUGGACUUGAAAUAUGGGAUGCUAUUAAGACAUGGGUCAAAGAAUAUGUCUCCUUGUAUUACCCUUCAGAUGUAGCAGUUCAACAGGAUACGGAGCUGCAAGCUUGGUGGAAAGAAGCUGUAGAAAAGGGUCAUGCAGACUUGAAAGAUAAGCCAUGGUGGCCUAGGAUGCAAACUCUUGAAGACCUUAUUCGUUCCUGUUCUAUAAUUAUAUGGACUGGUUCAGCUCUCCAUGCAGCUGUUAAUUUUGGACAAUAUCCAUAUGGAGGGUUAAUCUUGAACCGUCCAACUAUGAGCAGAAGAUUUAUCCCAGAACCAGGAACUGAAGAAUAUGAUGAGACGGUGAAGUGUUAUGAAACGGCUUAUCUGAGAACAAUCACACCAAAGGACAAAACCAUUAUUGAGAUGACAAUGAUAGAGAUGUUGUCAGCGCAUGCUUCUGAUGAGGUAUUCCUUGGGUGUACUAACACAGUUAUUUGGAAAUCUGGUUCAAAGGCGAUCCAAGUCUUUGAAAACUUUGGAACUAAACUGACAGAAAUAGAGGGAAAAAUCACAGGAAGGAACAAUGAUCCAAGUUUGAGAAAUCGUUUUGGACCAAUUCAGUUGCCUUACACAUUGCUCUUUCGUUCUAGCGAGCCAGGAAUUACUUUCCAAGGAAUUCCCAACAGUAUCUCUAUCUAAAAAGAGUGUUUGGUUUCCUUUUCUAUUUUACUUUCCAAUAACAGAUGUUGCAUUGCAUGGCGUAUUCGGAUGAUGCACGUCUAUGUGUAUGUUUUCUCCAUGUAUCUCUAUUCCUGUAUUUGGAUGCUCUCAGUUUGGAUAUAAUAAAUGCACGUUUGAAAA
Molecule: messenger RNA, 2733 nt
Organism: Abrus precatorius (Indian licorice)
Lineage: Eukaryota; Viridiplantae; Streptophyta; Magnoliopsida; Fabales; Fabaceae
Product: seed linoleate 9S-lipoxygenase-like
Exons: 9
Coding region: 28-2571 (847 amino acids)
Biological process (GO): lipid oxidation
Molecular function (GO): metal ion binding; protein binding; oxidoreductase activity, acting on single donors with incorporation of molecular oxygen, incorporation of two atoms of oxygen
Source: RefSeq, a predicted model, not a curated record